Chanos chanos (milkfish) is the source of this 4189-nucleotide messenger RNA. It is a transcript of the gene atxn2, whose product is annotated as ataxin 2. Bases 336 to 3671 code for a protein of 1111 amino acids. Gene Ontology annotation, molecular function: mRNA binding. Gene Ontology annotation, cellular component: cytoplasmic stress granule. Gene Ontology annotation, biological process: cytoplasmic stress granule assembly. The record is from RefSeq and is a predicted model, not a curated record. Lineage: Eukaryota; Metazoa; Chordata; Actinopteri; Gonorynchiformes; Chanidae. The transcript has 23 exons.
UUAAACAUUUCAAAUAACAGCUUAAGACGAAUUAUAUUAAACGGAUAACUACAUAGACUUUUCAUCAUAUUAGUUAAUUUCACAUUGUCUUGCAAUAGGACUAGAUAAUAUUUGUUAUAAGAAACAAUACAUACAAGCUAGCCAGCCUGCCAAGCAGCAGCAUUAGAGCAGACUGUGGAUCAGCGCUAGUAGCUAGGCUAAAGGCUAACCAGCUAACCGUAAUCUAGUCUGCUACAUCGGCUAAUAUCAACGUUUCUUUAUCAGCUGAUUACAGCGUAGGUAGUUUUUAUAAACGGUUUAAAUACACUGCGUGAGUUGUCGUGUAUGGGAUCACCAUGUCAAUGAAGGCCGGUGGGAAUCGGAAACCCGGCGGAAGCAGCAGCGGGGCUGCGGCGGGCUCAGGGGCCGGAGGAGGUGGAGGUCCGGGUGGACGGCAGAGUUUAGGAAGAGGACGGAAUAGUGCCAAAGGACCCACCACUGCAGUGACUUUCAGUGGCGUUUAUGCAAACAUGAGAAUGGUUCAUAUCCUGACCUCAGUCGUGGGAAGCAAGUGUGAACUGAAGGUGAAAAACGGUGGGAUCUAUGAAGGCGUGUUUAAGACCUACGGCCCAGAGUGUGACCUGGUCCUGGACGCAGCCCAUAUGAAAGUUCUGGAGCCCAGCGUCGGGCCGCGCCGUGAGGAUAUCGUGGAACGCAUGAUCUUUAAACCUUCAGACGUGGUGCUGGUUCAGUUCAAAGACGUGGACCUCAACUAUGCCAAGAAAGAUAACUUUACGGACUCUGCGGUGAGUGGCCGUGUGAAUGGAGAGCAUAAGGAGAAGGACCUGGAGCCGUGGGACGGAGGGGAGCAGCAGACCUCAGGCAGUCUGGAGUCGCUGGACAACGACCUGUCUAACGGUUGGGAUCCAGACGACAUGUUUAAAUACAACGAGGAGACGUAUGGCGUGAAGUCCACUUACGACAGCAGCCUGUCUUCAUACACAGUUCCUCUGGAGCGAGACAACUCGGAGGAGUUCCUGCGGAGAGAGGCGCGGGCGGCCCAGCUGGCGGAGGAGAUCGAGGCCAGCUCCACGUACAAGGCCAGACUGGCCCUGGAGAACGACGAGCGCUCCGAGGAGGAGAAAUACACAGCUGUGGUCCGCGGAGAAAGGGACACACACACACACAACAGUAGGGAGAAUAAGUACGUUCCCCCGGGCCAGAGGAACAGAGAGACAGGCCUGUCGUGGGGUUCGGGUCGGCAGAACUCACCCAGACUGGUCCAGUGCAGCCCAGGCCAGUCCACAACCAGAGGUGGAGGGCAGGAGUUCGGCGGCGCGGCAGGAGUGGACCAGCGUGUGGUUAACGGAGGUGCCCAUCCCUGGCCGUCACGCUGUCCAUCUCCUUCCUCUCGCUCUUCCUCCUCUCGUUAUCAGUCUGGCCCCUCCUCCUCUUCAUCAUGCUCCUCCCUCCCACCCCGGGCUGCAACACCCACUCGCCCUCCCUCCCGCCCCCCCUCGCGACCUUCGCGACCUCUGUCUCACCCCUCCCCAGCGCCCAGCUGCUCUCUGCCCAAACGAAUGUCCUGUGAAGGGCCUCCGAGGAUGUCGCCGAAAUCCCAGCGGACUCCCAGGACUCACAGGGUGGCCUCCUCUCGUGGGAGUGGCCCACCAGGUGUGGACUACAUUUCCCAGAGUGCAUCUGGAGAAGUGUCGACUCCUCCUCCUGCUCGAAGCAGCCCCUCCGGGGGAACCUGGUCCUCUGUAGUCAGUGGAGCCCACAGACCCCGUUCACCUCGGCAGAACAGCGUGGGUGGGGCUCCUCCAGGCUCCGCCCCCCUGACAUCCCCACAGGCCGGCACAGUGCCUGUUGACACUGUGACCACUCCCACUUCAGCGACAUCACCGACUGCUGCUAGUCCCGCCUCUAAUCUGGCAGUUACACCUUCAGCAGAGGCAAAAGAGUGGAGAGUCCAGGAGACCAGACAGAAUUCUCCAUCAGCCAAUAAAGAGAAUAUGAGACCAGCAGAGCCUGCUUCCAGUAUCAACAGACCAGUUACUAAAGGCCCCCCCGGCAUGGCCCCAGACCACAGAAAACAGAUCGACAAUUUGAAGAAGUUUAGUGUUGAUUUUAGGUUGCAGUCCAGCUCAAAUCCAGACCCCAUGUUUGAGUCAAUGGUGACAAAACCCCCACGGGACCCAGGCGAAAAACCCAAAGAUCUUCCAUCAGAACCAGCUGGACCCAAAACCAUCCUAGAACCCAAUGCCAAUGACGAGACCACCUCUACGACCCCUGUUACCGUGGCAACUAAUCCUGCAGGCGGAGGAAACAGCAAAUCGGCCACACCUUCCCCUGGUGCCAUGCUAGGCUCCGCCCCUGAACAGAAGAGGGGGCCGGACGUGACAUCACAAGGAGUCCAGACGACUCCACUGACCGGCGGCACAGCGGCAAAACUGGACAGCAAGGAUGAGAAAGAGGACAAGAAAGACCCUGUACCAGACCAAGUCAGAAAAUCCACCCUCAACCCCAACGCCAAGGAGUUCAACCCCAGAGCCUUCUGUACCCCGCCCAAACCAGCCAGUACUCCCACUCUGCCGCGGCCCCAGGGCCAGCCCAGCCCCUCCAUCGUGGUUCAGCAGCCACCGGCUGUUUACGGCCAGACCGUCUGCUUCCCCCAGGUCUACCCGCUCACCCCUGUCAGUCCUGGAGUUCAGGCUCCUGCUCUAUACCAUGUCCAGGUGCCUCACAUGACGGUGAGCCAAACCAAACCUUACAGACCAGGGAAAGUACCCAAUAUGCCGCAGCAGAGACCAGACCAGCACCACCCACCAGCCACGCCCACUAUGAUGCACCCUGCCACCGCUGCGGGACCACCUAUAGUGGCUCCAAGCCCCGCCUACUCCACCCAGUACUUCACCUGUAGCCCACAGCAGUUCCACAGCCAGCCACUGGUACAACAAAUGGCCCAUUAUCAGUCCCAGGCCCAGCAUGUGUUUAGUCCGGUGAUGCAGGGCGGGGCCAGGAUGAUAACUCCACCCACCCAUGGCCAGCCCACUCUGGUCUCCUCCGCCACCUCCCAGUAUGGUGAGCAGACUCACACUAUGUAUGUGUCACCUGCUCCUAUCCCACAGCAGUACCCCCACCCUAAUGCCACCCUGCACCCCCACUCACAGCACCCCCAGCCGGCGGCCACGCCCACGGGCCAACCGCAGCAGGGCGGGGGCCAGCACGGGGCCAGUCACCCCGCCCCCAGCCCGGUUCAGCACCACCAGCACCAGGCUGCCCAGACGCUCCACCUGGCCAAUCCCCCGCCCCCACCUCAGCAGCAGAUGUACUCUGCCCUGGCUCCCACACCCCCCUCCAUGACCCCUGGACCCAACCCUCAGUCUCCCCAGACCAGCUUCCCGUCGGGCCAGCAGACGGUGUACCUCCACCCCCAGCAAGUCCAGCACGGAUUCAACCCAUCACACAUGGCCCAUGUUCAACAGGCCCAUAUGCAGUCAGGGAUGGUUCCUGCCCAUCAUGCUACUCCCUCUCAUCCUCCCAUGAUGCUGAUGACUACUCAACCCCCCGGAGCUCCACAACCCCCUCUUCCCCAAAACGCACUCAACCCCAUCCCUGUGUCCUCCACCACACACUUCUCCUACAUGGCACACGCCCCAGUGCAACCUCAUCACCAGCAGCAGAUGUAGAGGAAGAAGGCAUCUAAUGCCCCCCCCAAUCCCAAACCCCCCUAUCUGCCCCCCUCUGAUCCUCUCCCAAACACACCAUUUCCUGCUCAGCGCCCCGCCCUAACCCCUCCCACCCCUUCAGAGAUGAGGAGAGCGACGUGGAGAUUUUAAACAGAAGUUUUAACGUGAGAGUGGAACCCAGUCAGACCCAUUCAGCUUCAGUGGCUGAGGGCUUUGUCUGUCAGCAGACACAGAGUCCAGACACAGAGUCCAGACACAGAGAGACCGGACCCGCGUGUCUCUACAUUACCACGAACCUCUUCCAACACACGGACAGUAUUACUGUUACUGUUUAACGCUGCUGCUAUAGCUCUAUUCAAGGCUAGGGGUAAACAAACAACAACAAAACAAAAACCAUGGUUCUAACCAAACUAAAGGAAGAGAGGAAAGUUCCAGUGGUGGAGACGUGUUAGGAACGCCGGGUUAAUGAAUUAUUUAUGAACUGAUAUCUAAAGGUGAGCCCCAAGUCACUUCACCCU